GGGCAAUUGGAGACUAUGAAUGUUUUAUCAGCAAUAUCGGGCCUGAAACCCCACAACGAGCAAGACUAUGAUGAAGAGAUGACUGUGGGACAGGCGAUCAAGAAACUGAAGAUAAAGAAAUCUGGAAAAGCCCCUGGAUCACGACUUCAAAGGUCUCUUAGUGCGAAAUCUAGGAAACGCCUGCAUUCUUCUGACUCUGGUGGAGUGGACCAUGAGUUUGACGAUCUUGAGAUGCAGGUCGUACGUUAUAAGCCGGAGGGGCUGGAUACGCUCUGCCGAAAUACCAAAUUCUCUCGGAAAGAGCUGCAGAUAAUGUACAGAGGAUUUAAACAGGAAUGUCCAACAGGAAUAGUCAACGAAGAGACGUUCAAAGAAAUCUAUGGCCAGUUCUUUCCUCAGGGUGAUUCCAGCGCGUAUGCACACUAUGUCUUCAAUACUUUUGACCACGACAGGAAUGGAACCAUCAGUUUUGAGGAAUUUGUCAUGGGGCUAUCAGUAUUAUCUCGUGGAACUCUACAAGAACGGUUACAAUGGGCUUUUGGUCUGUAUGAUAUUAACGGCGAUGGCAUCAUAACGAAGGAAGAAAUGAACGAUAUAGUGUCAGCUAUAUACGAAAUGAUGGGCAGAUUCUCAGAACCAACCGUAGACGAAUCAACAGCGCGAGACCAUGUCGACAGAGUAUUCCAGAAAAUGGAUUUAAAUAAAGAUGGCGUCAUAUCAUUAGAAGAGUUUAUGGAUACAUGCCGGAGGGAUGAAAAUAUAACUAAAGGCAUGGCAAUAUUUGAUACUGUACUUUAGAUAUUUAUAAAAAGAACUAAUAUUUAAAAUGACAAUUCACAAUUGGCUAAAAUACUGACCAGGUGUGGGGAUCCCUGCCGCUCUGAGUUGAGAAUGAUGUGUAACUGGCAGACAAACUGAGUGAGACGUUCCGCGGAGUGUACAUUUUCAAACAUUUAUAUCACCUCAGUGGUGUAGAGUACAUAUAUAUGUGUACUCUCCACGCCACAAUCAAACAGAUGGAAUGUUUCAUCAGCACAAAGCCCAAUUCUUUUUUAUACGAUCUCGAAUGUUUGUCACUGAAUGAACUUGCAUAAUUUGAAUGAUGUGAUAACCUUUGCGUCUGUUUGCAUACUUUUACAAUAAUGAUGAUAUUUACUAACCACUGAAGUUGAUUGUCACUGAUGAACGCCAUUUUGUCUAGCUACGAAAUCUUGCCUCCAAAUGGGGCGAAGACCUUGCUAAGGUUACCCGAACGUUUUUAGGUGAACAUUUGAUCACGAUGGACUUCAGUAGCACUUUUUUUCCAUUUUUUGUGAUUUAAUGUGUAAAUGCAGUAUGUUUUCCACUUAAAAUAAAUGCACCAAAUGUUGAGCUUCCGACUUCACUAAUAACCAAAGACAACAAAAAUUAGAUAAAGAAACAGUACUAGUCACUUUCCACAGUAAUGAGGAAGAAAACGAUACAGAAUUACAAUUUAAAAGUAUGCUUUGAUAGAUAAAAAAUAAAAUAAAAAUGAACUUUACUACCAGAAGCACGAAUGCACAUAUCAGGUUGUCUUUAGCUGCAUACAUGAAAGCUAUAAAUAAUUCAAAUAUAAUUCAGCAGGUGCUUUCUUUCUUUCGAUAAGGUACGGGCAUUAGUUAAUGCGUGUGGUGCCUCCUGAGAUAUGCUGUAGCACGUAUUGCCAAACCAUAGAAGUAGAUUCCCUGUUGUAUUACUCAACCUCCAAAACUUGUGUGCUGAAUACAUUGACUUAUUGAAGUACGUUCGUAAUAUUGACACAAAUUGAUCAUAUGGACGUAUGUUGGUUGUGCGUUGUGAAUGGAUAUACAAGAGAAAAGAAAGUUAAUGUUUGGUGCGGUAAUAUUUCUCACUCUUCACCAAUAAGAACCAUGUGUUUGUUACAUACUUACGGACUCCGGUCUUUUUUUCCUUUUUAUCUUACCCUUUUAAAUGUUAAAUACGUCACUGUUCAUAGUGUUCAAUAUGUCACUGUCUACAGUGUGAUAUACAUCAUUGUUUUCAGUGUGUAAUACGUCACUGUUUACAGUGUAAAAUAGAUCACUGUUCACUUAGUGAAAUACGUCACUGUUUACAGUGUUGUACGUUAUUGUAUAUUAUGGUGAUACAAUUGUUCUUGACUUUUUGUUUUCUGUUUUAUUACAUCUUGUGACUAUUUGCCGGAUUUUGUAGGCGAAUGGAUGCGACUACAAUGUUACUGUCUUCAUGAUAUAAACAUUCGAACCUUA
Messenger RNA from Mizuhopecten yessoensis (Yesso scallop), 2249 nucleotides. Its product is annotated as Kv channel-interacting protein 4-like. The record is from RefSeq and is a predicted model, not a curated record. Lineage: Eukaryota; Metazoa; Mollusca; Bivalvia; Pectinida; Pectinidae. The transcript has 10 exons. Bases 16 to 798 code for a protein of 260 amino acids. Gene Ontology annotation, molecular function: calcium ion binding.